GAUCCUGUGGAUAGCAACAUAUAGGAAACGCCAAAUCUGGAUUUAUGUUUGUUUUUUUAACAACUGGGGCCUGGUUAUGAUCAAUAAUCCAAAUCUCAAGUUCUUCUUCCUCUGGGACCAUUUUCCUGCGCGGAUGUUUAGGUUUGUGUCACUAGAGGGCGACAUUUACCAAGAAAUCACUGGAGACUCGAGCUUUAAUCCAAUUCAAACAAAGAUGUGAUCACGUCCCGUCAUCAGUCACAUGAGAAGAUAUAAGUGAAUAUGAUUUGUUUUGGAUUUGGUGAAUUCCUCGUGUUCAUCCUUUAAUUAAACUCCUUUCAGGCCACGCCCACCUCAGAUCAUGUAACACUUCAAAGUUACCAGAUGAGCCAACCAACCAGCUCUGAGGAGGCCUCUGAUUGGACGCAGCUGGACGAGACCAAAAGAAGAAAAACAGUUACGCAUCAGUUUCUCUGCGGGGCAGGCCGAGCCGGGACUGGGAGCAGCCCCCCUGUUAAGUAGCAGAUUGUGUGGACACCGUCUCCCACUUGGAAAGAGUCUGGGCACCGAGGGAACCCCCCCACCGACCGGAGCUCUCUGCCUGCCUUCUUCAGCACCGGACCUCCCCGCACCUCCUCCUCUCCUCUUCCUCUCGGGCUGGAGGUCUCUCAGCAGAGAUUUAAUCUUUUUUCUUUUCUUCUUUUAUCCUAAUUUUCUUUGAACCGAACCAAAGAAUUCCUGCAGUUAUAGCCUCAUUCAUGCGCUGCUGAACCCGGAGGAGCUGAAGAUGAAGAGGAGCAGGUUGUCUCCGGCGCCGGCCGCUGCCCCGCGGGCCCCGCUGCUGCUGCCGCUGCUGCUGCUGCUGCUGGCCGCCUCCUGCCAGGCCCAGGACACAGUCGACCCUCCGUCAGAUGUGAGGUUUAAGAUUCUCAACGAGAACACGGUGCAAAUGAUCUGGAGCCGCCCGCAGUCGCAGAUCCACGGCUACAGGAUCCAAGUGACCUCAGGCGCAGAAGAGCCGACCAAAGAAUUCACUCUGCCUGCAUCUGCCACCAAGACCUCCAUCCCAAACCUGAGGCCAGAUGUGGAUUAUUUGGUAACGAUAUCUGCGUACGCCGGGUCCGAGGAGAGUCUGCCCGUCUCCGGCCAGAUCACACUUGAGUCGAGUGGCAGAGGGCCAUCCAGGAAGCCAGACCCUUCCGACUCAGUCAAAUGCUCUGCGAGCGCCGUCGCCGACGUGGUCUUCUUGGUGGACGGCUCCUGGAGCGUGGGCCGGCCCAACUUCAAAUACAUCCGCAACUUCCUCUCGGCGGCGGCCGGAGCCUUUCAGAUCGGGGAGGACAGAUCCCGAGUGGCGGUGGUGCAGUACAGCGGCGACGCCCGCACCGAGUUCAACCUGAACAGACACCUGACGCGACCGGCGCUGCUGCGGGCCGUCGGCUCGCUGCCGUACAAAGGAGGCGCCACCAUGACAGGCGAUGCCCUCGACUACGUCCUCAGAAACACUUUCACCGAGGCGGCCGGCGCCAGGAAGAUUUUCCCCAAAGUGCUGGUGAUCAUCACCGACGGCAAGUCCGAGGAUGCAGUGGAGAGUCAGGCCAGGCGGCUCCGGAGCGACGGGGUGGAGAUCUUUGUCCUCGGUAUCCAGCAGGCGGACGAAGCUGAGAUGAAGCUGAUGGCGUCCACGCCGCACAGAAGUCACAUCUACAAUGUGGCCAACUUCGACAUGAUCAAGAACGUGCAGCGAGAGCUCAUCAGGCAGGUGUGCGCCGGUGUGGACGAUCAACUCAACGCACUGGUCAGCGGAGAAGAAGCCGUGGAGCCAGCCUCUAACCUACAAGUCCUGGAGGUGGCCUCCAAGUCCAUACGGGUGACCUGGGACGCCUCCAUCGGCGAUGUGUCCGGAUACAAGGUGAAGAUGAUGCCCAUGAUGACCGGCAGCAAGCGGCAGGAGCUCUACCUGGGCCCGUCCCAGACGUCCGUGGUGGUCAGGGACCUUUCCCCAGACACCGAGUACCAGAUCUUUGUGUUCGCUCUGAAGGGCCUGAUGCCCAGCGAGCCCGUCAUGCUGAUGCAGAAGACCGAGCCAAUUAAACUGUCAGUGGAAUGUUCCCUCGGUAUGGACGUUCAAGCCGACGUCGUCAUCCUGGUUGACGGCUCCUACAGCAUCGGUUUAGCCAACUUUGCCAAAGUAAGAGCGUUCCUAGAGGUGCUGGUGAACACCUUUGACAUCGGUGCAAACAAGGUUCAGAUCAGCUUGGUCCAGUACAGCAGGGACCCUCACACCGAGUUCUACCUGAACACUCACCACAACCUGGCCGCCGUGGUCAAGGCCGUGAGGAGUUUCCCGUACCGAGGCGGCUCCACCAACACCGGCAGGGCCAUGACCUACGUGAGGGAGAAGAUCUUCCAGACCAACAGAGGGGCACGGACCAACGUUCCCCGUGUCACCAUCCUAAUCACGGACGGGAAGUCGUCCGACGCCUUCCACGACCCGGCCACCAAGCUGAGGAAUACCGACGUGGAGAUCUUCGCUGUGGGCGUUAAGGAUGCCGUACGAACCGAGCUGGAGGCCAUCGCCAAUACCCCCGCUGACACUCACGUGUACACCGUGGAGGACUUUGACGCCUUUCAAAGAAUUUCCAAAGAACUCACACAGUCCAUCUGCCUGAGGAUCGAGCAAGAACUCCGCAACAUCAUACAGAGACAACUGAUCCAACCGAAGGCCCUGACCUUCUCGGAGGUCGGCCCCAGGAGCUUCAGAGCCUCGUGGGAGAUCGACGCCAGCGAUGUCGAGUUCUACCUGGUUAAGUUCAAGCCGGCGGAAGACGCCGACGGACAUUACGUUUCCAUGUCUGUGCCCGGGGAGACUCUCACCGCCAUCUUGCCCCACCUCAACCCGCUCAGCCGCUACGAAGUCAACAUUUACGCUCAGUACGACAGAGGGGAGAGUUUGCCUGUGACAGGCUACGAAACCACCGUGGAAGAACUCGGCCCCGUGCGCGACCUGAGCGUAUCCGAAGAGACGACCGACAGCUUCAGGGUGUCGUGGCUGCCGGCUCCGGGAGCCGUCGCUCGCUACCGGUUGACCUACGUACCCGUGGGGGACGAGAGCUCCAGGCUGGAGACGACCACCGACGGCCCCGAGACCACGGCGGUGCUCCGGCAGCUCCGGCCCCAGACCACCUACCGCGUCACCGUCACUCCCGAGUACCGGUCCGGCCCCGGGGAGCCGCUGCAGACGGACGGCACCACCACAGAAGACGCGGGUCCUCCUAAAAACCUGGUCACCAGCGACGUGACAGACACCAGCUUCCUGGCGUCGUGGUCGGCGGCGCCCGGGAACGUGGACUCGUACCGCGUCAGCUGGAAGUCGCUGUUUUCCCCGGAAGCCGGAGAGAAAACGGUGCCGGGAGACGUGACCAGCGCGGCGCUGGACGGUCUGACUCCGGAGACGCUCUACCAGGUGUCCGUGGUCGCCGCCUACAGUCACAGAGUGAGCGACGCGCUCACCGGACAGGAAACAACGGACGCCUCUGCCGCCGGUAAAGCUCUGACCGUGUCGGACGAGACCGAGCGGACCAUGAGAGUCACAUGGAUGCCGGCGCCGGGCAAAGUGCUCAACUACCGGCUGAAGUACGUCCCGAGCGGCGGGGGCAAAGAAAUGACCAUGAAGAUCCCGGCGACGGUCACCUCCACCGUCAUGAGGCGCCUGCAGCCCUCCACCACCUACGACAUCACCGUUCAUCCCAUGUACAAGCGCGGGGAAGGCAAAGCAAGGCAAGGAGUAGGAACGACACUGUCGCCCUACAAGAGUCCCCAGAACCUCCAGACCUCCGAGCCCACCAAGACCAGCUUCAGGGUCACCUGGGAUCCGGCACCGGGACAAGUCCGGGGCUACAAAGUGACCUUCCAGCCCACAGGGAGCGACAUUGCCUUCGGGGAGCUGCUCGUCGGCCCCUUUGAUAACACAGUGGUGCUCGAGGAACUCAGGGCAGGAACAAAAUACUCGGUGGCCGUGUUUGGGAUGUUUGACGGAGGGGAGAGUUCGCCUCUGGCCGGCGAGGAGAAGACGACUCUCUCCGACGCCCCGGAGCCGCCUCCUCUCGACCCGUCUGACACCCAGUGUAAGACCACGGCCAAGGCCGACAUUGUGCUGCUGGUCGACGGCUCCUGGAGCAUCGGACGCAUCAACUUCAAAACCAUCCGCAACUUCAUCGCUCGCAUGGUCAGCGUGUUCGACAUCGGACCGGACCGGGUCCAGAUCGGUCUGGCUCAGUACAGCGGAGACCCAAAGACCGAGUGGCACCUGAAAUCCCACCCGACCAAGGCCUUGCUGAUGGAGGCCGUCGCCAACCUGCCGUACAAAGGAGGAAACACCAUGACAGGAAUGGCUCUGAACUUCAUCCUCCAGAACAACUUCAAAGAAAGCGAGGGAAUGCGAGCCGACGCCCGCAAGAUCGGUGUCCUGAUCACCGACGGAAAGUCCCAGGACGACAUCGUGUUCAACUCCCAGAACCUGAGGGACAGCGGCAUCGAGCUCUACGCCAUCGGUGUGAAGAACGCAGACGAGAACGAGCUGAGGACCAUCGCCACCGACCCCGACGAGAUUCACAUGUACAACGUGCAGGACUUCAAGUUCAUGGUGGACGUGGUGGACGACCUCACCCUCAACCUGUGCAACAGCGUCAAGGGUCCAGGCGGGGAACUGGAGGCGCCCACCGACCUGGUGACCUCCGAGGUGACCCACCGCUCCUUCCGUGCCAGCUGGACGGCGCCCAGCGGCCCCGUGGACCAGUACCGCGUCACGUACAUGACCGUGGCAGGAGGACCCACCAUGGAGCUGCUGGUGGACGGGUCGGUGACGACCGCGGUGCUGGAGAACCUGAGCCCUCUGACCCCGUACCUGGUCAACGUCUACGCCGAGGUCGGAGAGAUGAGCACUGAGCCGCUGAAGGGCACCGAGACCACCCUGCCGCUGCCGGCGGCGACGAACAUGGUGGUUUACGACGAGGCCGCCACCACCAUGAGGGUGCGAUGGGAGGAGGCGGGCGGAGCCAGCGGCUACCUGCUGCUGUACAUAUCCACCAACGCCACCGAGCCCCAGCUGGAGAGAGAGGUCCGGGUCGGGGGCGACGUCACGAGCCUGCAGCUGACGCAGCUGAUCCCCAACACCGAGUACAACAUCCGGCUCUUCGCUCUGCACGGAGAAGCGGUCAGCGCCCCACUGGAGGGACGAGGCGUCACCUUGCCCAUGCCUCCGGCCGGACUCCUGACGAUCAGCGACGUGACCCACAGCACCAUGAGGCUGAGCUGGGACGCCGCUCCCGGGGCCGUGCGCAAGUACAUGAUCACCUACAGACCCGAGGAAGGAGACCUGAAGGAGGCGGAGGUCACCGGUGACAUCACCACCCUGGACCUGUCCAGCCUCAUCUCCCAGACCGAGUACGACGUGGCCGUCACCCCGAUCUACGGCGAGGGACCCGGGACCCCGAUGCUCGGCAGCGCCGUCACGGAUGUUGUUCCCGCCCCCAAGAACCUGCGUUUCUCCGAGGUGACCCAGAGCUCGUUCAGGGCCACGUGGGAGCACGGCGCCCCGGACGUGGCCCUCUACCGCGUCGGCUGGACCAAGAAGGGCGAGAGCAACCUGCAGUUUGCCAUCCUGAACAGCGAUGAGACCUCCCACGUCCUGCCCAACUUGGACCCCCUGACCCUGUACGACGUGACGGUCACCGCCAUCUACCCCGACGAGUCGGAGAGCGAAGACCUCAUGGGAAGCGAGCGCACGCUGUUAAAGGAUCCCGACGUUGCUCCGGAGCCUCCUCGCAACUUGAGGGUCAUCAACGCCACCACCUCCUCGCUGACGGCCAAGUGGGAGCACGCCCCCGGCAACGUCCAGAACUACAAGAUCACCUACAAACCCGUCGCUGGAGGCGAGCCUCUCACGACGCAGGUUGGAGGGAAGAAGACCAGCGUCGUCCUGCCGAAGCUCCGGCCCAACACUCCGUACUCCGUCUCUGUGGCGGCGGUGUAUCCCACCAGCGUCAGCAGGGACGUCACGGCAGACGGGAGGACCAAGUCUCUGGGCGGCGUGAGGAACCUGCAGGUGAUGAAUCCGACCAUGACCACCCUGAACGUCCGCUGGGAACCCGCCGAGGGCCGAGUGAAGGAAUACAAAGUCAUCUACGUCCCUGCGGCCGGCGGAGCGGAGAGCAUGGAAACAGUGUCGUCAGGUACGACCACCACCGUCCUGCGAAGCCUGCAGCCCGACACCCUCUACACUGUGUCCCUGGUGCCGGUCUACGCCGAUGGAGAAGGGAAGACCAUGUCUGAAAACGGAAAGACGAAGUCUCUGGGCGGCGUGAGGAACCUGCAGGUGAUGAAUCCGACCAUGACCACCCUGAACGUCCGCUGGGAACCCGCCGAGGGCCAAGUGAGGGAAUACAAAGUCAUCUACGUCCCUGCGGCCGGCGGAGCGGAGAGCAUGGAAACAGUGACGGCUGGAACAACCACCACCAUCCUGCGAAGCCUGCAGCCCGACACCCUCUACACUGUGUCCCUGGUGCCGGUCUACGCCGAUGGAGAGGGGAAGACCAUGUCUGAAAACGGAAAGACGAGGGCACUGGGAGGUGUGAAGAACCUGAGGGUGACCAACCCCACCAUGACCUCUCUGACCGUGGACUGGGACCCGGCCGAUGGCGCCGUUCGCCUCUACAAGGUUUUCUAUGUGCCUGUCGCCGGAGGCCGAGAGGAGAUGGAGCAAGUUCCCACGGGCACCACCUCCAUCAUCCUCAGGAACCUGAUGCCCGACACGCCGUACACCGUGUCGGUGUUACCGGUUUACCCGGCCAGGGAGGGAAAACGCCAGUCUGAGAAUGGAAAGACACUGCCUCUGGGCGGAGUGGACAACAUGAAGGUGACCAGGCCGACCAUCACCACUCUGACGGUCAACUGGAAUCCUGCUGACGGGAACGUUCAGGGCUACAAAGUCAUCUACGCUCCCACAGACGGAGGGCUGGAGAUCGUGGUGCAGGUGUCGGAGAGCACCACCUCCACCGUCCUGGAGAAGCUGCUGCCGGACACCAGCUACUCCGUCACCGUGGUGCCGGUCUACGCCGAGGGAGACGGACCCAGUCUGACGGACAGCGGCAAGACGAAGCCCCUGGGUUUCGCCAGGAACCUGCAGGUGACCGAUCCGACCACCAGCAGCCUGAACGUGCGCUGGGAUCCGGCCGAGGGCAGCGUCCGGGAAUACAUCGUGAUCUGGGUGCCGGUCGCCGGAGGAGAGCAGGAAGUGGACCAGGUGUCUGGAACCACCACCUCCACCGUCCUGAAGAACCUGGAGCCCGACACCGAGUACACCGUCACACUGGUGCCCGUCUACCACGAGAUGGAGGGAAAACCGCAGUCGCAGAACGGGAAGACGAAUGCGUUUGGUGGAGUGAAGAACUUGCAGGUGUUCGACCCGACGACCAGCUCUCUGACAGUCCGCUGGGAUCCGGCGGUCGGCAACGUGCGCAGCUACAAAGUCUUCUACACCGCUCAACCCGACGGACAAGUCCAAAUGGAGGAAGUGACGGGCGGCACCACCACCACCGUCCUGAGGAGCCUGGACUCGGACACGCUCUACGACGUGGCCGUCGUUCCCGUCUACCCGGACGUGGAGGGAAUACAUCAGGCGGAGCAGGGGAAGACAAAGCCUCUGGGCGGAGUGAAGAACCUCCAGGUGACCGACCCCACCACCAGCUCCCUGAGGGUUCGCUGGGACGCGGCCGAGGGCGACGUCAGGCAGUACCGCAUCGUCUACGCCCCCGCCGCCGGAGGAGCCGACGUCACGACUCAGGUCUCCGGGAUGACGACGAACGCGGUUCUGCGAGACCUGCAGCCGGACACCGAGUACAGAGUGACGCUGGUUCCCGUCUACCCGGACACGGAGGGGAAGCGCACGUCGGAGAAUGGAAAGACGAAGCCCCUGGGCGGAGUGAAGAAUCUGCAGGUGAGCGAUCCCACCACCAGCUCGCUGAAGGUGCGCUGGGAGGCGGCGGAGGGCAACGUCCGGCAGUACCGCAUCUUCUACGUCCCCGCGUCCGGCGGCGCCGAGGACAUGGAGCAGGUGUCGGGCGGCACCACCAACACCGUCCUGAGGAGCCUGCUGUCGGACACGCCCUACACCGUGACCGUGGUCCCGGUUUACCCCGAGGGAGAAGGUCUGCGACAGUCCGACAAGGGAAAGACACUCCCGCGCACGCCACCCAGGAACAUCCAGGUGUACAACCCCACCCCCAACAGCCUGAACGUGCGCUGGGAGCCGGCCACGGGCCAAGUGCAGCAGUACCGGGUGGCGUACUCCUCCCUGACCGGGACCAGAGCCCCAGAGUCCGUCCUGGUUCCAGGAAAUAUUCACAACGGCUUCCUGGACAACCUGAUCCCGGACACUCCCUACUCGAUCAGCGUCUCGGCUCUGUACGCCGACGGAGACGGAUCGCCGGUGACCGGCAACGGCAAAACACUGCCGCGCGGCGGUCCCAGGAACAUGCGCGUGUUCGACGCCACCACCAGCACGCUCACCAUCGGAUGGGACCACGCGGAGGGGCCGGUCCGGCAGUACAGGAUCGCCUACGCUCCCAUGACCGGAGACCCCAUCUCCGAGUUUACUGUGGUUCCUGGAAACAGAAACAACGCCAUGCUGCAGAAUCUGCUGGCCGACACGCCGUACAACAUCACCGUGGAGGCCGUGUACGCCGAGGGGCCGGGAGGCUCGCUCAACGGGAACGGACGCACAGUCGGCCUGCUGAGCCCCAGGAACCUCCGCGUCUCGGACGAGUGGUACACCCGCUUCCGGGUGUCCUGGGACCCGGUGUCGGCUCCGGUCCAGGGAUACAAACUGAUGUACUCUCCUCAAGGCACGGACCGCUACGUGGAUUUCUUCGUGGGCGACGUGGCAUCCUACACGCUGCACAACCUGCAGCCCGGAACCACCUACGACGUCAAAGUGAUCGCUCAGUACACCGGCGGCCUGAGCGCGCCGCUCGCCGGAGCGGGAACCACACUUUACCUGAACGUGACCAACAUCGAGACCUACAACGUCGACCACGACACCUUCUGCGUCAAGUGGACGGCUCACAGGGCGGCGACGUCCUACCGCAUCAAACUCAACCCCGUGCACCCCUCCAGUAAAGGACAGCAGGAGAUCACCAUCCCCGCCGGCCUGCCUCAGUACUGCUUCGACGGCCUGUCCCCCGACGCCCUGUACACAGCCACCGUCUUCGUCCAGACGCCGAACCUGGAGGGACCGGGCGUCAGCGCCAAGGAGAGAACACUGGUGAAGCCAACCCCAGCUCCGACGCUCCCUCCGACUCCGAUGCCGCCGCCCACCGUCCCCCCCGCGUGGGCAGUUUGCAAAGGUGCCAAAGCCGACGUGGUCUUCCUCAUCGACGGCUCCUGGAGCAUCGGCGAGGAGAGCUUCACCAAGGUCGUGCAGUUCGUCUCCAACGUGAUCUCGGCCUUCGACGUGGUCGGACCCUCGGGGAUGCAGGUGUCGUUUGUGCAGUACAGCGACAACGCGAAGACCGAGUUCAGGCUGAACGCUUACCAGGACAAAGGCGUCGCCAUGUCGUCGCUCCAUCACAUUCGCUACAGAGGAGGAAACACCAAGACAGGAGUGGCCCUGAAACACACCUACGAAAAGGCCUUUUCCUCGGAGAAUGGAAUGAGGAGGAACGUGCCCAAGGUCGUCGUCGCCAUCACAGACGGACGAUCUCAGGACGAGGUGAAGAAGAGCGCCGCCAGUCUGCAGCACGCAGGCUACAGCGUCUUCGCCAUCGGAGUCGCCGACGUGGAUUUCGUGGAGCUGCAGGAGAUCGGCAGCAAACCCAGCGACAGACACGUGUUCAUCGUGGACGACUUCGACGCCUUCGACACCAUCAAAGAAAACCUCAUCACCUUCAUCUGUGAAACCGCGACGUCAUCCUGUCCCUUGAUUUUCCUGAAUGGGUUCACUUCACCGGGCUUCCGGAUGCUGGAGGCGUUCAACCUGACGGAGAAGACCUACGGUUCCGUCAAAGGCGUCUCCAUGGAGCCCGGCUCCUUCAACAGCUACGCGGCCUACAGACUCCACAAGAACGCCUUCCUGACGCAGCCCAGCACGGAGAUCCACCCGGACGGCCUCCCCCCGGCCUACACCAUCAUCCUCAUGUUCCGCCUCCUCCCCGACUCCCCCAGCGAGGCCUUCGACAUCUGGCAGGUGUCAAACAAGGACCACCAGCCGGAGACCGGCAUCACCAUCGACCCCUCCAGUCAGACCGUGUCCUUCUACAACAAGGACGAGCGCGGCGAGACCCAGAGGGUCGCGUUCGACGACCGCCAAGUGAAGAGCAUCUUCCACGGAAGCUUCCACAAGCUCCAUGUCCUGGUUUCAUCCACCAGCGUCAAACUGCGGGUCGACUGCCAAGAAGUGGCUGAGAAGGAGAUCAAGGCUGCUGGAAACACGUCCAGCGAUGGCUACCAGGUUCUGGGCAAGAUGUCCAAGUCCAUCGGCUCCAAGGGAGAAUCUGCAACCUUCCAGCUCCAGAUGUUCGAUAUCGUCUGCAGCUUGGCCUGGACCAGCAGGGACAGAUGCUGCGACCUCCCGUCUAUGAGAGACGAGCUCAAGUGUCCGUCUCUGCCCAACUCCUGCACCUGCACCUCGGAGGGCUCCGGGCUCCCGGGGCCUCAGGGGCCCGUGGGCGCUCCGGGCAGCAAAGGUCCCCGAGGUGAAAGAGGAGAGGCAGGUUCUGCUGGGCCGAUCGGCCCGCGGGGGGGGAACGGACCACCGGGGCCCAUGGGUCUGCCCGGCCCUCAAGGACCCAGCGGACUGUCGCUUCCAGGAGAGGCUGGCCGCCCUGGACCCAAGGGAGACCCCGGUGACUCGGGUUUACCUGGACAGAAGGGAUCGUCCGGCCCCCCGGGGAACGCCGGCCCGAUCGGACCAGCGGGAGUGAGGGGUCCUCCAGGGAAGGACGGCACGACCGGACCCAGAGGCCCCGCCGGGGCCAUGGGACCUCCGGGAUCUCCAGGAAUAUCAGGUGCCGCGGGACAACCGGGGAAGCCCGGAGACACCGGUCCUCCGGGAGGCAACGGCCCCAAGGGCGACAAGGGAGAGAGAGGCGACUUCGCUCCUCAGAACAUGAUGCGAUCCAUCGCCAGACAAGUCUGCGAGCAUCUGGUCAACGCGCAAAUGACCCGAGUCAACACGCUACUGAACCAGAUCCCCUCCGGCAUCUCCCGCAACAACAACCCCGGACCUCCAGGGCCCGCCGGACCCACGGGCAGGCAGGGGCCCCGCGGAGAGCCGGGCUCCGCAGGAACGAACGGUUUCCCCGGAAGUCCGGGCUUACCAGGGCAGCAGGGAGAGAGAGGUCCGGCGGGAGAGAAAGGAGAACGAGGUCUGUCGGGAGUCGGACAGAAAGGAUCGAGAGGCCCCGCAGGUCCGCCAGGCGAGAGCAGGACCGGCUCCCCGGGCCCCUCGGGCUCCGCCGGACCCCGCGGACCCCCCGGACGUUCGGGAUACGCCGGAAUCCGCGGGCCUCCCGGACCCCCUGGAUACUGCGACUCCUCCCAGUGUGUCGGUAUUCCUUACAACGGGCAGGGAUACGGAGGUUCACAACAGUAGAAACUUUCUUUGCGCUGCUUUCGCUGACUUCCUGAAAACAAACAACCCAAAACUCACAAGUCCUGUAACUGAAACAGUUCGCGCUCGCUCACUCGCUCUAGAGCCGUUUUAAAAAGGGAUGAACGCCAAAGGAAACCAUUAACAAACAAGCGCAACACAGAGGGAACCGUACUAACAACCAGUCACCAGCGGCGGCGGCGGCGGUGAUGACACCGACCUGUUUGACUCUUGAAGCCAGAGACCAAACACAGCAGCCUUGUGUUCAGCGGACGAGCAUGAAACAAACAGCAGCAACAGACAGAUACUAACAAAGUGGAACAACUGCAGCGGCGUCACCGGCCUCCGGGCGGCAGCGACUCUGGUUAACAGCAUUUCUCUGGAGGUGACGUGUAAAUAAACUAAUCUGUGCCUUGUACACGAUGUUUGAAUUCAGUUUUGAGCAUCUGUAGUUUUAAAGCUUGUGCCUUGCAGACAACAACAACAACAACAACAACAACAACAACCUGCUGCUUGCUGAAUGCCAACCAAUCGCCUCUUUCUUUCGUUCUCUUCCUGCCCCUGUGUGUUGGAAGCUGUUCUUACUGCUCAGGGCCACGAUGAGUCACUUGUGCACACGUGACCCCGAAGGUUCAGAUUGACUUCAUGUUCAAAACCAACAUGGAAUCAAGCUUUUACCCCUUUUUUAUGAUUUUAUUUUGUUCUUUAAUGUUUCUCCCCAGACCAGCUGAACUGUAUCUGUAUGUGAUGAAAUAUUAACAAUGUAAAGCCAAAGGAGGUCGAGGUCGAGGCUGUCGUACCUGACUGAGGUUUUUCUUGUUUUCUUUUUGUAAAAAUGAAUGAGUUGAACACCUGAACUUCUAAAAAGAAAUGGGGGGGGGGGAGUGUCCACGAUGGUGUUGCAGGUUGUGUGUCGGCCAAUGAAAAUCCAUCUAGAGUCCAACAUAAAAAGACGUGUUGGAGAGAAACUCUGCAAAUUAAAGAUUAAUUCAAUUUGA
Messenger RNA from Scophthalmus maximus (turbot), 12624 nucleotides. It is a transcript of the gene col12a1b, whose product is annotated as collagen, type XII, alpha 1b. The record is from RefSeq and is a predicted model, not a curated record. The transcript is spliced from 80 exons. Gene Ontology annotation, molecular function: protein binding. The coding region runs from base 767 to 11629 and encodes 3620 amino acids. Lineage: Eukaryota; Metazoa; Chordata; Actinopteri; Pleuronectiformes; Scophthalmidae.